Molecule: messenger RNA, 4351 nt
Organism: Drosophila willistoni
Lineage: Eukaryota; Metazoa; Arthropoda; Insecta; Diptera; Drosophilidae
Gene: Ube4B
Product: ubiquitin conjugation factor E4 B
Exons: 9
Coding region: 511-4182 (1223 amino acids)
Biological process (GO): protein polyubiquitination
Cellular component (GO): nucleus; ubiquitin ligase complex; cytoplasm
Molecular function (GO): ubiquitin-ubiquitin ligase activity
Source: RefSeq, a predicted model, not a curated record
UCGGUUCUAGUUCAAGAGUUCGACGGACGCGAGAGAAAAAAUACGACAGAAAAGUCAAAAUUGAAAUUUAUUAACAUUAACAAUUCUCAGUAGCAGACGGGGGCAGAAUCAACAACAUAAACAUUCAAAACAAAACAAUUGUGUUUUAAAUUUCCGUAGCAGAAUCAAAUUGUAGUCGUCUAGCAAACGUAACGGUAACUGCCCCCCGAAAACAACAAAAAGGCAGAACAAAAGAGAAAUUUUUUUCUUUCCUUUUUUCUUUUUGCGUGUCACUGUGACUCUCUUCCCCGGCCCCGAAAAGAGUGUGUACCCCCCCGUCUCGAGUCUUAUUGCGUCUGGUGAAAACGAAACAUUAGCUUAGAUUUAAAUAUUAAGGAAAAAGUGAAAUAAACUUAGAAAUUGGAAUUUGGUUGCACCGCAAUUUCAAAAGAAAGUUCAUUCACCUAAAAGCAAGAGAAAAUUUAUAUAAAACUACGCCGUCAAAAGCAACAAAUUGCGCAUCUGUUUGAAAUGCCGGAAGAGGAGCCACCACAAAAACCCAUGGACGAAGAGGAAGAUCCAAACCAAGACCAAGAACAGCAGCAGGAUCAGGAAGGCAAUCAGCUAGAACAGCAGCAACAACAACCACAACAACAGCAGCAGCAGCUAACAAUGAAGAAAACUGAAGACUCCUCACAACCCCAACAGGUUGAGGAUCUAUCUAUAGUCACAGAAUUAACGGCCGAGGAGAUGAGAGCUCGCCGCUUGCGGACUUUGGCUGCCAGAAGUGCUAUACAAACUGUCGCUCCACUUUCAGUGCCGCCUGCCCCUGCAACAGCGAAAGACUUGGAAAUAAAGAAAUCUACUCAACCCAUAAAUUUGCCGGAUUUGCAUAGAAAAGAUGGCAGCGAAAUGGAUGUGGACAUGAAAUCCAUAGCCUCUACACCAAUAUUAGAUGUGGAAAUGUCUUCCACACCGCCAAAAGCUUUAUCAGUGCCGACAGCAGAGCCAGUUCCAUUGUUACCUCCAUCCAUUGAGCUUAGUAAGCGCUCUGUGGAAAGCGUUGUGUCGCCUCCAAAUCAAACACAACCCACCAAAUCUCCGGAAGAACAGAAUGAACAAAUCCUCUCACAGAUAUUUAAUGUGACUUGGAAUGAAUUUGGUUCGGGCUCCAUUAUUUGUGCCCAAACUGCCAGCUUUCUAGAGCAAUAUCCACAAUUUCGUUUCGAUUUUGAAACGAUUACAUGCAAUAUACUUAUGGAAACAGUUCUAAAGAUCUACAAUGAUGAAUUGGAGGAGGGACAGGGCAGUCAUAUAGCUUCCGGUGAUGAGAAAGAGUUUUCAUCUGCCAAAAAAAUUAAAUCCGAUGAUACAGAAGUGCAAGAGAUUUUAGCCAAUGUUGAGGGAGAAGCCUCCGCAUCGGAAGUACCAGUCACGGCACCUGAUGGUGCUGUUGCUGCUACUGCUACCCCUGCGGCUGCUGCUACUGCUACAACAUCAGCAUCAGCUGGUGCUCCAGGUCCAUCUAGUUCUGAAUGCUUGGCACCAUCUGUAUUAAAUAUAGUGACCACUACAAAGCACAAUGUCAUGUUGUAUUUAAUCAAAUGCUAUCAAAACUAUCAAAAUGAUUUAUCCAAUUAUACCUCAACUCCCUCUCCGCCCACUGUGCUGCCUUUGGCCUUUGGACAUAUAAUGCGAAUGAUCGUAUUGGUUCUUACCGAUCGUCUCCAUCCGAAUCUCUAUUAUGCCAUGGAUCAGUCCACAUUGCUGGAGCUAAUGUAUAUGGAUAAAGUUAGUGAAUCAUUGCUAAUUGAUUUGGUGGCUCAGACUUAUCAGAAUCCUUCAACAUUUGAGGCAAUCUUUGGCCAAGUUCUACGUGGUCUCUUCUCCGGCAUGCAGCGGAAUAUCUGCACAUCGAAAAUCAAUGUGCAACAAAUUGAAUGGUUGGCCAAAUUGGUCGUCAUUAAAGUUGGUGCGGUACGGCCCAUUGCCGAUUUGGUGGCCAAGCAACCGAAUUUCAUACCACCAAUUUGUACGAAAAUCGCCGGUAGAGAAAUAGUCAAAUGUAGUUUUUUGGGUCCAUUCCUUUCGGUCUCGCUGUUUGCCGAGGAGAAUGUGAAAUUCGCCGAUUUUAGUACUAAAAAUAAAGUGGAAGAGGCAGCCGCUUCAAGAUUACGUUGGGAACUUCAUUCUAUGCGCACUCACAUGCAUACAGUGUUUCAUUCGCUUUGUGUUAAUGCCAGCAGUCGUUUGAAAACUUUGGAAUAUAUUGGCAGAGUUCUACGUCACAAUGAUAGACGUGUUCAAUUUGCCAGUGAUGAGAAAUUGUUGGCCCGUGAUGGUUUUGUCAUCAAUUUAAUGAGUGUCCUUCAGCAGUUAUCCGUGAAAAUUAAAUUGGAUCGCAUUGAUUCAAGUUUCCAUUAUCAUAAGAACUCAUUGAUCAACAUUGAACAGGAUACAAAGAUACGUUAUAACGAAGAGGAAUAUAAAAGCUUUGUGGCCCGUGAAUACAAUUCACCGUCCGCAGAGACGGCCAAUUUUCAAACGCAAUGCUGGUUUCUCACCCUUCAGGCACAUCAUUUAGGCUAUUUGCCAGCCAUUCAGCGGUACCGCCAGAAAGUCCGUGCCAUCAAGGAGUUGCAGAAGCUCAUCGAUGAAUUGGAUCGCACCAAACCACAUUGGGUUAAUUCACGUUAUGCCAAUCGGAAUAAUCAGUUCAAAGAGCGUUGGGAGAAGCAAUUGAGAAAACUGAACAGAUCAAAAACUUGCAGUGAGAUUACAUUAUUGGAUUCUGGUUUAUUGCAACGAUGCACUGAAUUCUAUUCAACUGUUUGCGAAUUUAUGUUAUACCAAUUCGAGGGUCGGCCCAUUGAAGGGCCAUUUAUAUCCAAGUUGCCUGUGCAGCAACUAAAACCGACUGAUGCAUUUUCCGCACUGCCCGAAUGGUAUAUCGAUGAUAUAGCUGAAUUUAUAUUGUUUACAAUGCAGCAUGCCAAUGUGGAUAUACGUCAGGGUAUUGAUCAUUCAAUAAUCACCUGGCUAUUGACAUGUGUGUGUGCCUCGCAUCUGAUUAAAAAUCCAUAUGUGACAGCCAAACUGGUUGAGGUGAUGUUUGUCUUCUCAUUAAAACCAGCUAAUUCGGUCAAUACGGCGAUGUGGAACCAUGAGCUAGCCCAAAAUGCCUUGGUUAGCGCUCUAAUGAGAUUCUAUGUGGAUGUAGAGACAACGGGUCAAAGCACUGAAUUCUAUGAUAAGUUUACCAUAAGAUACCAUAUUAGCCAUUUGUUCAAAUCAAUGUGGGAAAAUCCUAUACAUCGUCAGGCAGUCAUUUGUGAAUCGCGUGUGGGCAAUCAGUUUGUUAAAUUUGUCAAUAUGCUGAUGAAUGAUACUACAUUCUUGCUCGAUGAAUGCUUGGAGAAUUUGAAGCGUAUACAUUUGACGCAACAAUUAUUGUCAGACAAGCAGAAUUUAACUAAAAUGAGCGCCGAGCAACAACAGAGUCGUCUCACGCAAUUGGCAACAGAUGAGCGUCAAUGUCGCUCCUAUUUAACGCUGGCACGCGAGACAGUUGAUCUGUUUCACUAUCUAACUAGUGACAUUAAAGAACCUUUUAUGCGCGCUGAGUUGGUCGAUCGUCUUAGCUCUAUGCUUAAUUUUAAUCUAAAACAAUUAGCUGGCCCCAAAUGCAAUGAUCUGAAAGUAAAGAAUCCAGCCAAAUAUGGUUGGGAACCGCGUAGUUUACUUGCCCAGAUCUUUGAUAUAUAUCUCCACUUGGACUGUGAUAGAUUCGCUCAGGCCUUGGCUGCCGAUGAGCGUUCCUUUGAUGUGCAUAUAUGCAAUGAGGCGGCUUCAAGAAUCAAACGUCUAGCCCUACGCUCAGCCGUUGAAGUGGAGCGUUUUAAGGCGUUAACGCAAAGGGCCCAUGAGAUCUAUGUAACCAAUCAACAGACUGAAGAUGAGUGUGCCGAUGCACCUGAUGAGUUUAAGGAUCCCUUGAUGGAUACUUUAAUGUCAGAUCCAGUAGUGUUACCCUCAGGCACUGUUAUGGAUCGUGCUAUUAUAACACGACAUUUGCUUAAUAGUUGCACGGAUCCUUUUAAUCGUCAGCCCCUCACCGAGGAGAUGUUGAUACCAAAUAUUGAGUUAAAGCAGCGCAUCGAUGCCUGGCGUAAAGAGCAACGUGGCAAGCGGAAUAAUAGUUAAAGACCACAAGCGACGUCAUUCUAGUUUAAUGUCCAGUUUUCUUUUUUUAGUGUCUAUCCAUACUUUAUAUAUAUAUAUAUAUAUCGCAUUAUCUAUAUCUUUAUAGAUAUAUACACACAUAUAUAAAUAUGAAAACUAAUCUAUGGAAAGAUGUAAUGUAAACGUGAAA